AAUAGUCUCGUCGUGAAUAACUAGACAGGAAAAUAAACAAAGGGAAGUAUGAUAGGGCAGUGACGCAUUCACAUUCGUCUAUCGGAGCAUCAUUCAAAUUUCCCUCGUGCCGCUGGAGCCGGAAAGUCUGCCAGCCGGUGUGCAAUCGUUACCGAGCCGAGUCGGUCCGCAGCCGCGGACAUGCGCACUGGCGCCGCCCGAGCGAGACGCGACCUGGAGGGAAGUGAGGAGGAACGUUGCGAGCGCUAGCCAGCGAGAGGCCGCCGUUCCGCACCGCCCGCAGUCCCUCCGCCGCGCCGCUCUGCGAGCGACACGCUAACCGCAUCAUGGUGAUGGACAACCGAAUGUUGGAAGAAAAUAAAAAUGAAAACUCGGCAAUAUUCAUCACAAAUUUUGAAAAUGGAGACGUCAUAAACUACUCGCUCGCUAUCAUCAAAGGAAUUAUAACAUCCGGUGACUGCAGCAAUCACAAGAAAUUAAAGUGCACAUUCAGAAACAAUGAUACACAAAAAUAUAGUCAAUGGGAUGUUUACAAUAGGGAAUUUAAGGUAUUGGUGGAGUUAAAGAAAGGAGACAAUGUUAUUGAUUUGGAAUAUGCUGAACGGCAUCACAAGACUCUAUUCCUAAAUUAUACUCCGCGGAAAACUAAUCUGAGAGUUACUCCUUUAUACAUUGUUUGCCAAGGUCACGAUGGUUGCUUUCAAAGUCCGCCCGAUGUAGAUAACUCAAUUGAGAGUGGGUGCUCACGAGUGGCAGUCGGAUCUAAAUUAAUUCAGAGUCUAACUGCCGAAAAAUUGUAUGAAAGUGGCGUUGGACGGAAAACAUUUCAAUUGGAACAUGAAGUAAACCCCAGGAAACCUGAAUGUAUAGUAUUUAAAAGUAAUUUGAAUGUAAACAAAGCGAGAAAGAUGAAACAAGGAGAAUUAUGGACCCAUUUUGGCAGAGAAAUAAUGCUAUCAGAUCUCGGUAGUAAUGAACGAAAGUAUUUAGCAUUCAUUUCCUGUACACGAUAUAAAGGUACUGAUAUUGACAAGCCAAUGACUCACGAUGAAAUCGUUGCAUUGACUGAAGCCUAUGCAGCUUUAGGUGGCGGUGGCUUAGCACUUUUCGGCACCGCAUGUUUGUAUACAUGGCCCACGUGCGUCGAAGAAGUUGUACCAAAAUUUUUAGACAGCACGCCUGUAAACGUACGUAGAUUUAUGGAUGACAGUGGAUACAGAAAUACAUUAGGAGGAUGUUUCGCAACCACUUUAGGGUCUGUCUUCCAUGAACUUGGGCAUACAUUCGAUCUUGGCCAUACCAAAGACGGUAUAAUGGGAAGAGGUUUUGACAAUAUCGAUCGUGUGUUCUUAGUUGGAGAAAAAAGAUCUAUGCUAACAAAAGACAAUAUGAAUAAUUUUAACGGUAAACAAGUACAACAUUCCACAGUUUCUCUACAACGUAACAUAAAUGUUACGAUGAAUGUAGCGGAGCCUCUACGUGUUUUGGGACCACGAAGCAAAACAACUCUCGGUAACUUUGCGUCCAUGUCGAAAUCGGACAUUGUAAGAAGGAGUCCUAAUGUUACACCAAUAACAAGACCAUCGAGCCUAUAUUCCAGUGUAACGAAUAAGCUAUCCGAGUCACGCAAAAAUAUGAACAAGUCGAAUGGAAAUGACUCGAUUUAUUGGACUCGGAAUUGUGCAGUUUUACUGUCGUACCAUAGAUGGUUUAAUAACGAAUUCGGUAGAGAAAGACAAGCCAUUACGAGAUACCUUAAAUUUGAUAAAAAUAGAAUGAUGAUUAUUUCAACAGCCGGCAUAAGAAUAGUUGAAGUCAGAGAUGAAUCGAAUGGGAUGGUGCUAGAUUCGUACGAAUUUACGAAUCUUUUGCCAGAAAAACGAUUUUUAGUGCCAUUUACAUUUUCCCCAAAAAGUAAAGUUUUAACAAUUGUGGUGGAAGAUGAUCUGGGGAACGUGCUUAAACAAACGUUUUCGUACUGAACUCUAAAAGUGAUAAAAGACAAUAAAAGUGGUAAAAUAGCAUCAUAAACAUUAUCACAAGUUUACUUUAACAUGUUUCAGUUAAGAACUUCAAUUUAAUAUUAGCCAUGAAAAAUGUAUAACGCUUUCUAGCUAACAAAAUUU
Molecule: messenger RNA, 2126 nt
Organism: Papilio xuthus (Asian swallowtail)
Lineage: Eukaryota; Metazoa; Arthropoda; Insecta; Lepidoptera; Papilionidae
Product: putative zinc metalloproteinase YIL108W
Exons: 2
Coding region: 327-1982 (551 amino acids)
Source: RefSeq, a predicted model, not a curated record